This is a messenger RNA of Penicillium verhagenii, 768 nucleotides long. RefSeq names its product SUR7/PalI family protein. The transcript is spliced from 4 exons. Gene Ontology annotation, cellular component: cell cortex; membrane raft; plasma membrane. Lineage: Eukaryota; Fungi; Ascomycota; Eurotiomycetes; Eurotiales; Aspergillaceae. Gene Ontology annotation, biological process: endocytosis; fungal-type cell wall organization; cortical actin cytoskeleton organization. The record is from RefSeq and is a predicted model, not a curated record. The coding region runs from base 1 to 768 and encodes 255 amino acids.
AUGGGUUUCAGCAGAGCUUCGUUGGGCUUCUUGGGCCUCUUUUUCAUGGCCAGUUCCAUCUUGCUCAUCUUCCUCACACUGCUGGGUGGUGCUCGUAACUCAACCCCGCUUAAUGAAAUCUACUUCCUUCAAGCGAACACGAGCGCCAUCACAGGCGCUCCGUCGGUCUCACGCUGGACGUUCUGGAAUAUUUGCAGUGUGUCCAACGGCAAGAAUGUCUGUGGUAGCUCACACCCGGAUUUCCCAUUCGACCCGACACGCUCUGACAAUUUCAACACUACCGUUGGCGUGCCCCAUCAAUUCAUCGGAACUAAGCACUACUACUUGACCUCUCGAUUCAUGUUCCCAUUCAUCAUCAUUGGACUCUUCUUCGCUGUUGUUUCGCUCUUCACCGGACUGCUAGCUAUGUGUACUCGCAUUGGCAGCUACGUCUCGGGUUUCCUCGCGUGGCUUGCUCUGACUUUCCAGGUGAUCACGACCUGUCUGAUGACUGCUGUCUUCGUCCAGGGCCGCAAUGCUUUCCAAAGCAAUGGCCAGAGCGCAAAGUUGGGUGUCAAGGCUUUCGCCUUCAUGUGGACUGCCAGUGCAACGCUGUUCAUCUCGUGUCUAUGCUACUGUCUCGGUGGUGCAGUUGGCCGCAAAGAUGGCAGCGGUUACAGCGGACGCAAGGAGCGUCGUCGUGGUUUCUUCUCUUCUGCCCGCUCCAACAGUGUUCAUAGCGAGAAGAGAGAGGAGGCCGCCGCAGCUGCCGAUCCUAACUACGCGUAA